CACACCCCCAGUCGCCUACACCACCCGCGACGUGUUGUACUGCUGGAACACUGCCCACCAGGUGGUCACGGCGCCUGACCUAAUCCUGUCCUAGUUUGACCUGAUUGCCACGCCCUCAGGCUUCUAAAACACUACGCAACGGACCGAGUGCCUUGAGGAGGUGCGGGCGUGACCUUCUGUUCUGUUGUGGACUUUUCUCCCUGACACCAUGUUAAGCCAAGGCAACAUAAGUUCUGCAGGGAAUUGUGAGCGGCGCAACGCCAUCCCUGUCAUCUACACCAGCGGAACAUACUACGAAGUGGGCUUUGAUGUGGGACGCACCUUCCGGGGCCUCAUCCAGGAUUAUCUGGCGUCGUCCGUGUGGCUCCGGGAAACACUUCUUCCAGCUUAUGAGACAGAGGCUGGGCGGGCCGCCUAUGACGAAACCCUUCCAGUCUUGAAGGAGAACUUUCCACAGUACCUCAGGGAGCUGCAGGGCACGGCAGAUGGGGCUCAAGUUCCCUUCCUCCACCUGGUCCUGCUGCACAUGGACAGGAUCAUGACCAUGGCGGGCCAGGUGGAGCAGCAGCCGUGCAGCAGUGACCUCAACGGCUGUUCCGACCUCAGCAUCAACAGGGAAGACCAGGUGUUGCUGGGCCACACAGAAGACACAUUCGAAGAGAUGAUGAACUACCUGUACCUCGUGUCCGCCACCAUCAGCGAGGAGGCGCCGGAGGGGAGGUUGGGCACGCGGACAGAGAGCUUCACGGCACUCUGCUACUCCGGACACCUGCCGGGAGUCUGCCUCGGCUACAACCGCCACGGCCUGGUCUCCGCCAUCAAUGAUAUCGUCCCUCUGAAGGUCUUCCCCGCCAGGACCCCGCCUCAUUUCCUUUGCCGGGCGCUGCUGAGCGCCACGUCCGUGGAGGCGGCGCACGACAUCCUGAGGGACCGCGGGACUGGAGGAGCCGACGGCUUUGGCGUCAACAUGAUCUUCAUGAGGCCGGAUGGUGGUCACGUCUUCCAGAACGUGGAGGUGGGGACGGCCGGGGCUGGGGAUGAGAACCCGCUGUCCAUUGUGACGCUGAGUGUCGGCGAACACUACUUCCACGCCAACAGGUACCUUCACCUGACAGGCAUCCCGGAGAAAGUGGUCCUCCGAGGCCAGCAGCGAGCACCGAGAGGUCCGCGCAAGCCAGUUCCAGCCCCCAAAAACCUGGCGGAUCUGCUGGAGGUGCUAUCAGACACCAAAGACCCUGUGUUCCCCAUCUUCAAGGAGAAACCCCAACUGACCCCAGCUCGACCCUGGCCCUUGCUCAUGGAAAUAUGCACCUUGCCUGACCUUGACCUUUGA
Messenger RNA from Eriocheir sinensis (Chinese mitten crab), 1333 nucleotides. RefSeq lists its product as uncharacterized. Lineage: Eukaryota; Metazoa; Arthropoda; Malacostraca; Decapoda; Varunidae. The transcript is spliced from 9 exons. Bases 209 to 1333 code for a protein of 374 amino acids. The record is from RefSeq and is a predicted model, not a curated record.